CCCCAGCCCUCGCGGGUGCCCGCAGAACCCGUCCUCCUCGUCCAGCCCUGGAAGGUCAGAGCCUUCGCCCCACACUUCUGGGACGCCCCGAAUCGGGGCCGCAUCUGCGCCGUCGGAGACCCACUACCCCCGGAAUCCACUGGCAGCUCGGCCCUUCCAGGUGAUGGUGCACAGCCAUCGCCGCCCGUGGCGUGCAGGUGUGAGCUCUCCGAAUUGGGCUGGGGAGGGGGCUUUGGGCAAAGGGCGGCAGCGGUGGAAACCAAACCCCACACUCUCCAGAAGACUCCAAACUCCGCGCCCUUCGAUACUAGGGGCUUCUGGAAACCGUUCCCGGACCGGAUUUGCUCUAAGAGUGGCACCGGGCGAUCUGCGGAUCUGGGUGAAGGAGCCCUGGACUUUAAGCUGAGCAGGCAAAAAUGGGCCCCUGUUAAGGGCUCUGCGGCUCGCACGGGGGGGCCUGGAGUGCCGUGCCCCGGGAUGCCUCCAUCUCUGCCUGCUUCCCGCCCUGGGCAUAAUGAGUUACUUCCUGUCUUACUGCAAGGCUCAUGGCGGCGCGCUGCUCACCGGCUACCAGGCCCUGCGCGCCGAGGGCUUCCUCUGUGACGUUAUACUGGAGGCCGAAGGCAGCGAAUUCCCGGCUCACAGGUCACUCCUGGCGUGCUCCAGCGACUACUUCAGGGCCCUGUUCAAGAGCUACACUCGGGAAUCCCGGGCGCGCGUGAUCCACUUACACGUGCCGUCCGCGGCUGGCCUGCAGCGCCUGCUGGACUUCAUCUAUACCGCCUGGCUGUCACUCUCCAUGGACACCGUAGAGGACACACUGGAGGCCGCCAGCUACCUGCAGGUUACCGAGGCCCUGGGACUGUGUGGGCGCUACCUGGAACGUCAGCUGGCUCCAGAGAACUGCUGUUUUGCCGCCAACGUGGCGGCGCGCUUCGGCCUGGCUCACACGCUGGAAGCGGCGGAGCACUGCAUCAUGCGCCACUUGCGGGAGAUGCUGGCGCGGGGCGCGGGCCUGGCAGGACUUCUGGAGCUCAACCCCACGUCGCUGAGGGCCGUGCUGGGGGCCCCCGACGUGGCGCGGGUGCCCGAGGCCCGGCUGCUGGGCCUGGCGCUGGCCUGGCUGCGGCAGGAACCUGCGGCAGAGCGCCAGGCGCACUGCGCAGCGCUGCUCGAGCGUGUUCGCUUCGGCCUCGUGCCCGCCGACGUGCUGCGGCGCGUGUACUCAGGUUCCGGCCUCGUGCUGCCCGCCCGGGUGAAGGGCCUCAUCAUCCAGGCCCUUAACUACCACACGGCCCCCUCCCGCCAGCCGCUCAUGCAGGGCGAGCAGACCAGCGUCCGGAGCCCCCAGACCCGCAUCUUGUUGGUCGGGGGGCGCCGGGCGCGGGAGGCAGUGACCGAGGAGGUUGUAGCCCCGCGGGGGCCAGCUAGGGGCCGGGUCGUCGUGGUGGAGCCCGAGGUGGAGGAAGAGGAAGAGUCAGAGGAGGAGGAGGAAGAAGAGGAGGAGUUGGAGCUCACCCAGAACGUAGUGGCCUUCGACGUGUAUAAUCACCGCUGGCGCAGCCUUACGCAGCUGCCCACACCGCUGCUGGGGCACAGCGUGUGCACCCUGGGCAACUUCCUGUUUGUCCUGGGCGGGGAAUGUCCUUCCGGCAGUGCCUCUUCUGCUGACGGAUCGCGAGUGGUCACGGCCCAAGUGCAUCGUUAUGACCCGCGCUUCCACGCUUGGACUGAGGUGCCCGCCAUGCGGGAAGGGCGGUCCCACUUCUGGUGCGGCGCCGUGGGCGACAGGCUCCUGGCUGUCGGGGGCCUGGGCGCGGGCGGCGAGGCUCUGGCCUCGGUGGAGAUAUACGAGCUGCGCUGGGACCGCUGGACGGCGGCUGGGGCGCUGCCGCGGGCGCUGCACGGCCACGCGGGGGCCGUCGGGGACCGUGGUGUCCUGUACAUCUCUGGGGGCAAGGCGGGGAGAGGUGAAGGGGGCGCGAGCAGCCUCCGGGACCUGUACGCCUUGGACCCCGGGGAGCGGGUGUGGAGCAAGAAGGCGCCCAUGGGCACGGCCCGGUAUGGGCACCACAUGGCGGUGCUGCGCGGCGCAGUGUUCGCAUUUCUGGGACGAUACGAGCCCUUCUCUGAGAUCGAGCGUUACGACCCUGCCACAGACCAGUGGACUCGGUUGCGACCACUACCCUACGACCGCUUCUCCUAUGGCUUGGCCGUGGUGGAGGAGACUGUGCUCCUGCUGGGCGGCCUUAAAUGGCGGGACUCGCGCCAGGUACCUACCCGCAACGUGGUGGGCUACGACCUAGACCUGGAUCGCUGGGAGGACAUUGGCUGCGCGCUGCCCUGGGCCUGGAGCGGCCUGCAGUGCGCAGUGCUGCAGCUGGCCGAGGGUGGGGACGAGGAGAGGGAGGGAGAGCCUGGAGAGGCUCUAGAUUUAGUGCUGGGCUGAAUGGGUUAGUCCACUCCCCACCCCUCCCCGCUGGGCAACAGAGGAGAAAGUCUUACAGAGCAACAGAUGGGCUUUUCCUAAGAUUUGGGACUCUGGAAGCAGAGUGGCUUCUGAAGGUCAAGGAGGCAAACAAGGCCUUGGCCAAAGAGGAACAUUUCCCUUUGAGUUGAGAAUGGGAGACAGGAGGGGUCAAAUAGAAGGAUAUAUGAAUUAGCUUCAGUGAGCUGGUGAUUUUUACAGAGACUCUCUCAGGGCUAGAGAUGGACUUUCGAAAAUAAAAUAUGACCUUAUUUUCCCUCUUAAAGUGUUUCCUUAGGUGCAAAACAGUGAUUAUUU
This is a messenger RNA of Propithecus coquereli (Coquerel's sifaka), 2785 nucleotides long. RefSeq names its product kelch-like family member 34 (gene KLHL34). Gene Ontology annotation, molecular function: protein binding. The record is from RefSeq and is a predicted model, not a curated record. The transcript has a single exon. NCBI's taxonomy places the organism in Eukaryota, Metazoa, Chordata, Mammalia, Primates, Indriidae. Bases 515 to 2449 code for a protein of 644 amino acids.